AUGUAUGUCUAUGGUGGCUACACAAGUGAGCAUGGCGUCGAUGUUGCCCGCCGCUGGUACAACUGCUAUGUAGCUACAUGUCCAUUUUCGGCUGCUGACAGGCAUGCAUGCUUGCUUGGUUUCCGCUUGAUCCGCGCCAUCACAUCUAUUACAUGCAUAUGCCGGGCAAACUCCCAUCUCACUCGUGCAGAUUCCGCGAUAGACGGCGUGGGCAUAGUUGCCAUUCUCUCCAAACCAUCUGGUCCUGAGCUGUUGCUGCAGAAACAGUACCGGCCUCCGAUUGAUAUGGUCACCAUUGAGAUUCCGGCUGGUUUGGUUGAUGCAGGUGAGACAGCGGAGGAGUGUGCUGUCCGUGAGCUGAAGGAGGAGACCGGAUAUGUUGGUGUUGUCCAGCAGAAAGGGCCUAUCUUAUACAAUGGCAACAAAAGACGUUGGAAGGAAGAUAUAAUAAAAGUGUAUUACUCCCGGAUGCUACGGGAGCUAUUUCCAAUUGCCGCAUCGCCCUUCUUUGGUGGAAAUAUCGAGAAUCGCCCGCUAACAGAAAAGAGCAACUCAGAUCCCGGAUUCUGCAACACAAAUAUGAACAUGGUUCACGUACAUGUUGACAUGUCAUUGCCCGAAAACCAGAAUCCAAAGCCUAAGCUUGAGGAUGACGAGUUUAUCGAGAGUUUCAGUAUUCCUCUUGCCAAACUGUUCGAGGAAACAAGACGGCUGGAGCGAGAGGAAGGAUAUGCCAUUGAUGCGCAUGUAGGAACCUUAGCCGAGGGAAUAGAGAUGGCGCGGCAAUGGGGGAUUGUCGGAUAG
This is a messenger RNA of Trichophyton benhamiae CBS 112371, 804 nucleotides long. Its product is annotated as nucleoside diphosphate-sugar hydrolase (predicted). NCBI's taxonomy places the organism in Eukaryota, Fungi, Ascomycota, Eurotiomycetes, Onygenales, Arthrodermataceae. Gene Ontology annotation, cellular component: cytosol; nucleus. Gene Ontology annotation, biological process: ribose phosphate metabolic process; nucleoside phosphate metabolic process. The transcript is spliced from 4 exons. Gene Ontology annotation, molecular function: ADP-ribose diphosphatase activity. The coding region runs from base 1 to 804 and encodes 267 amino acids. The record is from RefSeq and is a predicted model, not a curated record.